This is a messenger RNA of Lobosporangium transversale, 4311 nucleotides long. RefSeq lists its product as hypothetical. The record is from RefSeq and is a predicted model, not a curated record. NCBI's taxonomy places the organism in Eukaryota, Fungi, Mortierellomycota, Mortierellomycetes, Mortierellales, Mortierellaceae. Gene Ontology annotation, molecular function: protein binding. The transcript has 9 exons. The coding region runs from base 25 to 4281 and encodes 1418 amino acids.
GUCAUUUUCCUACCCACAUGACUAAUGAACAGGCAUAAGGAUAAGAAUAGGGACAUUAAUAUGAACAAUUAUAAAUACUGUCGUGGGAAUGAGAAAGAUUGUGAUGAAUCCAAGCUGGAUAAAGAGCAUACAGAACACGAGCACAGGCAACAGCAAAUCAAAACAGGCACAAUGAACGACAGUGAGCAUGACCAAAUUUCUGGCAGCAGCAAUGACAGCAUGACCAAUGACUUUAAUAAAAAUGGCAUAGUGUACAAAAAAGAAGAUACGACGACGAACCUAUUAGACAAAAUAGAUGUAGAAGUUUUCAAGAAUACGCGAACUUCAAAUAGCAGUCAUCCAAAGCAACUUCCUCGUCUGUCUACAUCAUCUCUUGGAUCAAAAUUCAUUAUCAACGAUAAUAACACAUCAUCUACAGCAGCGAUACUGUCAAAGACUCCAAUGUUUAACGGCGGCGCUGGAGUUGGGUCUUCCUUUGUGGACACGAUGACGCAACAACUCUCCAUUCAUGUAGAGCAACCUGUGGGGAGUAUGAGUAUCUCUCCUAGUAGUCGUGAUGUGGUCCUGGCCGCGCGGAAAGGGCUCUUUAUUAUUGAUCUGGAGAAUCCAUAUGAACCACCGCGAGUUCUACAUCAUAUGACGAAAUGGGAGGUAGCAGAUGUACAAUGGAACCCACACUUUAGUCGAGAAAACUGGAUCGCAUCAACGUCAAAUCAAAAAGCACUUAUUUGGAAUUUGAAUUAUAAUGCACCGCGAGCUGUUGAGUUGAUUCUUCAUGCUCAUAACAGAGCCAUUAGCGACAUCAAUUGGUCUCCUUUCCAUCCGGAUCUGCUCGCUACAUGCUCUGUUGAUACUUUUGUACAUUUGUGGGACUUAAGAACCCCUAAAAAGCCCGUCAACUCAUUUUGUGCAUGGACAGCAGCGGCAACGGUUGUCAAAUUUAACAGAAAAGACGAAUUUACUCUUGCCUCAGCACACGACACCAAAGUAGAAGUUUGGGACACUAGAAAAGGGUCUUCGCCUUACAUCAGCAUUCCAGCCCAUCGUCAAAGAAUCAAUGGCAUUGACUGGAGCAGAAAACACAGAAACCAUAUUGUCACCUGCAGUUUAGACAAGACGAUCAAAUUUUGGGAUAUUGACGAUACUAGCCAACCUCAUAAUGAGAUCGUCACAAAAUCGCCUGUCUGGCGCGCACGUCACACACCGUUCGGACAUGGCAUCUUGACCAUGCCCCAACGAACAGAAACGGCUCUUUCUCUAUGGAAUAGGGGUCGCUCAUCGGAGCCUGUUUGUAGAUUUGAGGGACAUACAGAUACGGUCAAAGAGUUUGUGUGGCGUAUACGAGAUAAUGAGGAUAACUCUGGCCAACGUCUUUUUCAGCUAGUUACAUGGUCUAAGGACCAGCAUCUUCGACUCUGGCCAAUAAGUGAAAAAAUGCUGGAAGCUAUGGACCACAAUGCGACAACACCUGCCGACAUUGCACCUUAUCCACCAAACUAUGAAAAAAUGUCAUUCAGAGAUCCACCCCCUCUUAGAAUAGCUGCAACACCAUCGAGAACGGUAUCAACACUACGAGUGCUUGCAGGAAACCGAAUGUCAACAAUGACUCCAUUUCGGACAUCCAUGUCAACACGUACUGUGGGGCCCCUUGGAAACCAUGGCGUGCUAUACAGAGAACGGAAAGCGCCAUCGCCUUUGGUAUGGGUACAGGGUGUUCGGAUGGCGAAGCCAAGUGGAGAUUUAGGCAUGCCAGAUAGGGCUUCACCGCAAACAGUGGCUACGGAGAUUGCAGCUGUUGGGCAAAAAUUCCAAAAUGUGAAAUUUGAGAAGGUGAAUGUUGCUGGACGGACCUGUACAAUUUCGCUUAAUGGUCUCCGCACGAAUGAAGGCGUCCCGUUUUUACGCGUCAAUAUCACGUUCCCACAGUUUUAUCCGAAACAGGCGCCACCUACGUUUGAGAUCCAGAAAACAGGGAUGCUGUCUAUGGCAUUGCGGGCACAGAUUGCAGCCAAUCUCGAUCGUAUUGCAGCAACGCAUGCAUCCAGAGGCUUACCGUGUUUAGAAGCCAUUAUUCGAUGUCUUUUAGGGGAGGACAAACGCGACGAGGCCAUGGACAAGGGCUUGGAUGAUUCAGAUGAAGAUGAUACGAUUGUCAAUCCCCUACGCAAGUCGCGUGGCCGGGACGCUGGCACAAUGGAUGAGAAAGAUCAGAUGGUCCCAUUCCCAUGCCUUUGUGGAGCGGUCUUUGCAACCAACGGUAAAUUGGUUACAUUUUUCUCCAAGCUCCGCACGCCUCAUGCAGCAUCGUCGAGCAUACCAAUCACUGGUCGUAGUAGUACUCUAAUCAAAACAUCGUAUACAUAUACCCACCCUCGAACCUAUGCUUCGAUGGGAGAAUACAAGGCGUUCUCACGUCUACCAAGCAGCACUGAAGGGUUAGCAGGAACUGUAUCCCGCAUUGUGGCAGACACAGAUGAUCAAGAUGACUUGUGGCCUAUGCCCAACUUGUUUGCAAAACCAAAACCAAAACAUGAAUUGGUUCGCGUGACAAGGAAUGCAAAGGAUCAGCCCGGGUACUAUAAACAACAGCCACAAUCUAGGAGCACUCUGUAUCUUAAGGAUAUCACGCAUCUUCUUCCGGUGUCGCCUAGGCUGGCUGCUGCCUAUACACUUAAUGGCGAUAAUGUAUCUGAAAUCUGCGAGCAGAAUGCCCUUCAGGCCCGACAUCUAGGGCGCUUGGAUUUGUACAAGAUCUGGAAGUUAGCGGCAUUGAUUCUUACACUCUCUGUACCGAUGGAUCCUGUCACAUUCGAAAUGCACAAGGCAGAGAUCUCCAAGAUGAAUUCUCAAACGCACCCUGUUAAAUUACUAGAUUUGAUGAAUCGUUCAACGAGCGCGAGGCAGCGGCGUGAUAGCGGUACGGCGUUUGUCCCUGUUUUAGAGGAUACAUUCUACCAAAAAGUGCGCUGGGGUAAUCAUCCUUUGGGUCGAGAGCUUGUCGAUGUGCUCUUCUCAUAUUUAGAACGCCAUGGUGAUAUUCAAAUGCUUGCUUUACUCUCUUGCGUCUUCAAAGAUCCCUUUAGAAACACGAUUUCCGUCACUGGCACUACUCCUCCUCAGGCUCACUAUCGCUCGUAUCAUCAAUCGCCUAUGAGCGAUGCACCGGACUAUUUUAAUAGCCGUCAAGCGAGUAACACUAGGUCUCUUAAUGGACUACCUAUGAACACUACACCAAUGUCACUUGAACAAAGCCCUGCACGGCCUAGAGCGCCAACAGUAACGAGGAUAUCUCCAUAUCUAAACCGAGUAUCGCCAACAAUGACUGCUUUUGGGACAUCAUAUUCAUCAUCCAUGCGAAAGGCUCCAAAUCGAUUUUACAGUGGUGCUAUCACUUCACCCUUGACAACACCCUCUUCUUCGAGAGAAGGAUAUGUAGAUGUCGUUCCACCAUACCACGGACCUCCUUUCAUACCGCCAAUCAUGACUAGUUAUUCUGCCCAGCAAGGACCACAAGAAAGCGUCACCCAACCACCAGCCUAUGCACACAGUAAGCGGGAUUCAUAUCAUUCAAUGCAGGGAGCCAGCCCAACACUACUUUCCAAAUUGGCGCCGAUUCAGCGCCGUGAACCAAGCACAUCACCAUCAUCAUCUCUGCUCGAAAAGAAUGAGCGGUUUACAGUUCGAGCAAACGGUUUCAAGAUGACAAGGAUGAACGUUGGCUACUUUGACUCUGACGAAACUCCGAUGAACAAACCGCUGUUGGACCCAUCCAAAGAAAACCUUCAUAAUACUUGGCGGCUUCUGUAUGCAGAAAUGAUGUAUAGCUGGGGUCUGUUUGAGGCACGAACAGAGUUACUCAAGUUCCUAUCUCUUAAACCUAUAUCCCAAAGCUCGAAUGCAUAUCGAAAUAAGGACUAUCACAAGAUAUCACCUUUGGACUUGAUCUUGGGUAUUGACAACCGUGGACCUCAAAUAUACAACAAAUGCUUUGAAUGUGAGAAUCGACUGUAUCCAAAUUAUAAGUGCGAUUUUUGUAAAAUGACGCGAGUAGGGAUCAAAUGUACGAUCUGUCAUAUAUCUGUCCGAGGACGGACGAGUGUAUGCCUCAAAUGUGCUCAUGGAGGACAUACAGAUCAUUUAUGGGAAUGGUUUGUACAGGAGAAAAACCAAGUUUGCCCGACAGGAUGUGGAUGCGAAUGUCUUGUGAACUUUGGAGGAUGGGCUGGCGGAAUGGCCAUUCAACCGAUUCAUAAGCACCUUCUGCCUCAGGAGUCUUUAUAAAAAAAAAUAAAAAAAAACUGUAUUAGAAAC